Messenger RNA from Eimeria mitis, 960 nucleotides. RefSeq lists its product as uncharacterized. NCBI's taxonomy places the organism in Eukaryota, Apicomplexa, Conoidasida, Eucoccidiorida, Eimeriidae. The record is from RefSeq and is a predicted model, not a curated record. The transcript is spliced from 6 exons. The coding region runs from base 1 to 960 and encodes 319 amino acids.
AUGGAGAACAGCAGCAGCAGCAGCAGCAGCAGCAGCAGCAGGAGCUUACAAAGAGACAGCAGCAACUGGACGCAGCAGAACAGGCUUAAGGCUGAUGUCGAUAUACAGCAGCAGCAGCAGCAGCAGCAGCAGCAGCAAGUUGCCGCUGCUGCUGCUGCUGCUGUUGCUCGGCCUGCGGCCGCAGCUGGCACUGUUGCUGCUGCUGCUGCUGCACCAGCAACAGAUACCUACAAACAGCAGCUGGAAGGUCUGCUGCUGCUGCUGCUGCUGCUGCUGUUGCUGCAUCAGCAGCAGCAACAGGAAGAGCAACAGCAACAGCAGCACGAGUAUGGAGAACAGCAGCAACAGGAAGAGCAACAGCAACAGCAGCACGAGUAUGGAGAACAGCUGCAGCAGCAGCAACAGGAAGAGCAACAGCAACAGCAGCACGAACUCAUUGACGGUGCAGCAGCAGCAGCAGCAGCAGCAGCAGCAGCAGCAGCAACCGGGUGGGGGGCCCCCCGGUACCCAGCAGCAGCAGCAGCAGCAGCAGCAGCAGCAACAGCAGCAGCUGCAGCAGAAACUGCAGCAGUACAAGCAGCAUCGAAGCGGAGCUACUCCCCUGCCUACUUAAACUGCAGCAGCAGCAGCAGCAGCAGCAGCAGCAGCAGCAGCAGCAGCAGCAGCAGCAACAGUACUUCAUUCUGUGAAGGCUCCCUUCGUUUGCUUGAGCAGCAGCAUCUGCUGCAGCAGCAGCAGCAGCAGCAGCAGCAAAACAGCAGCACCAUCACCACCACCACCAUCACCACCAUCAGCAGCAGCAACAGCAGCAGCAGCAGGAGCAGCAGCAGCAGCAGCAGCAGAUGGCGUACGCUUCAACAGUGCAUGCAGGGGGCCCCUCAUCGGGGGCCCCUGCUGCUGCAGCACCGCAGCGGCAGCUGCGCAGCAGACCCGUUGAUGGCGCUAAACCCUUGUUUAUAG